UGCGCUGAGGUCGUGAAAAAACCCAAGCUGGAAAAGCACUACUCAAUGUGCCACGCCUCCGUCACCUGUCUCGACUGCAACACGACUUUCGCCGGAAUCGCCCAGUUCAAAGCACACACAACCUGCAUCAGCGAGGCGGAGAAGUACCAAAAAGGCCUGUACAAAGGCCCCAAGGGCAAUGCUUCAACGGGUACGUAUCAGUCCUGGGGUGGCGGCGGCGGCUCCGGUGGCUGGGGCAGGGGCGCGCCCCGAGUUCAAGCGACUGGUGCUAACGUUACUCCCUUGGGCACGCCGUUGCGCAUGUCACCUGUAACGACUCCAGCUCCAGUUCCUAUUGAGGCCCCGUUGCCGAAGACGAAUGGUACGCACGCCGGUGCUAACGGCGACGCAUCGGACGGCGCAAAGGACGCGGCUGUAUCUGUGACUCCGGCGAAGGGAAAGGAGGACAAGAAGGACAAGAAAAAGGACAAAAAGCGGAAGGCUGGUGCGGUGGAUGGUGGAGGAUCAGCACAGGCGAGUAUCCGCGUGUCGUUGUGA
Messenger RNA from Postia placenta MAD-698-R-SB12, 537 nucleotides. RefSeq lists its product as hypothetical. The record is from RefSeq and is a predicted model, not a curated record. Gene Ontology annotation, cellular component: nucleolus. Lineage: Eukaryota; Fungi; Basidiomycota; Agaricomycetes; Polyporales; Adustoporiaceae. The annotation marks the transcript as partial. Gene Ontology annotation, molecular function: DNA binding. Gene Ontology annotation, biological process: negative regulation of transcription by RNA polymerase II; rRNA processing. The transcript has 2 exons.